Messenger RNA from Paraglomus occultum, 1071 nucleotides. The record is from the annotation of a GenBank genome assembly. Lineage: Eukaryota; Fungi; Glomeromycota; Glomeromycetes; Paraglomerales; Paraglomeraceae.
AUGCCUUUCCUCUACAGAGCACGAAAUAUUAGAAAUAUUAACAGAUGUCAUAAUCUGAUAAAACCUUUCUCGACAACGACUAAAGAUCCACCCAAGAUUCACUCAACUACCAAUGGUGUACAUGAUAGCGAUGAGACCUGCUCCUCUUCCCCCGGCCAGAAAUCAGCGUCAACCUCGAUUUCAACGAUUAUAAAAAAUUCCUUCGCUCGCGAAAAUGAUGUUCCUUGGACAGGCGAAGAGGAUUUAAAGACAACAGUCAUACGAAUGCUCUUGGAUAAAUACCCGCCUCUUCGCAUCAAAAGAGAGACUGUAAAGGAAUAUGUUGAUGCCCAUAGUAAACGACCAUUCGCAACACCAAAUUAUCUGCCACCGACGACUGUAUCCACAGAACCGCAUAAAGCUUCAAAGAUUUUGCAAGAGAAGAAAAAUAAAGUCAGAGAAGCCGCGAAAGGAAGAUUAGUUAAUGCUCGCGAUGCAGUUAUCGAUUAUGCAUUGCAGAAGAAAUACGGUGGUAAUGAGACGGAUAGCAAUAACAAUGCGGAUAAAGGUGCGUCAGUCACGCCCAAAUUUCCUUCGCGAGGACAGCAUCUAGCGCUCUACUCGGUCUCAGGUUGGGGCAACCUAGUUGAGCAACGUAUUCUUGAAUCGAUGGCCCGCGGACAGUUUUCCAGUCUUCCGUAUAAAGGAAAGCCUCUGCCGACCGAUCCUAACGAAUCUAAUCCUUGUCUCACUCGGACCGAGUUUUUUAUGAAUCGGCUAAUAAAAAAGCAGGGUGCUGCUCCCAAUUGGAUCGAAUUGCAAAAGGAGAUUGAUGCAGAAUUGAAAGCAUUUAGGAAACGUGUUAGGGAUAGUUGGGAGAGAAACGCCAAAACGCACGGAAAAGAGUUGGGAAAGAGAGAUCGAGAAUGGGAGGAGAGGGAAAAGGAAUAUUUUAAAAUUGCAUUGGAAAAGCUGAAUGGACGAUUGAAGAGUUAUAAUAUCAUUGCCCCAUCUGUGACUAGAAGGCCAUAUCUGAAAAUAGAGAGCGAAUUUGAAAGAGUUGUUAGCGGAUGGGAUGAGAAAAGUGAAUGA